Aspergillus alliaceus is the source of this 1416-nucleotide messenger RNA. RefSeq lists its product as uncharacterized. The record is from RefSeq and is a predicted model, not a curated record. NCBI's taxonomy places the organism in Eukaryota, Fungi, Ascomycota, Eurotiomycetes, Eurotiales, Aspergillaceae. The coding region runs from base 1 to 1416 and encodes 471 amino acids. The transcript has 2 exons.
AUGUCUCGUCGCCUGGGAAGACCGGCGAAGAAGCGAGAGAACGCACAGGACGACCACCUGGAUAAUGGAGGAUCAGACCAUACCCGUCACCAGGCAAAUCGAAGAAUUCGAAGCCCCAGGAAGAGAAAAGUAAAGCAAGAACGAGGGCGGGGGAGUGGCAAUGAUGCAAUAAACUCACAGGAUGAAGAAGAGCUUAUCCUGGAGGAAAUGACCUUCAACGACUCCUUGGUAGAUAACAUCCCUGCCGAGGAUACGCGCCUGCCGACCCCACCAUUCUUAGAUACAGAGAAACCAUCGCUCUACGACGGUUGUGAUACCAUCGACUUGUCAGACAACUGGCUACAGGAGUUCAUAUCUAGUCAGCCGGCCGACUUGACGCAGGACCGCAACUUUUUGGAUGCUCUGGGUCUUAACAGCAAUGCUGAAAAUAGCCUUACGGCAAUUCCGACAAGCUUGAAGGAUCUUGCUAGCUCGAUCACGGGUGUUCAGGCGAGCUCCGAAUUGCAAGACCAGCUGCCACUCGCCUAUUAUCCGACAGGAAAUAGCUUUGCCCCAUACGAUGAACCUCUCAGCGAGGCCGCACAUCUGACGGCUGACAUGGCUGCCCCUUAUGGGGAGAUCCUCAGAAGAGAUUCCUUAACUUGGUCGCAGCAUGUCCCAUCAACGAGAAACGAUCCUGCCAGAUUACCGGUUGCAAGUGAACAUACGAAUCCGCUAGUGACGAACAAAACUCAAAGGCGCAAUCACGAAUACGGCCCCUCACCCGAAGAUACAAGGUUGACCACGCAGCUUGCGACGCGGCAGUAUCAUUUCCAGUGCCAUGAACACGCUGCCCGAGAGUUAAUGCUGGUAGGAGUAACUGCCUCUGGCACAUGGCCAGCUGUCACAAUUGAUUCGAUCUUGAACUAUCAGAGGACCUUACACCAAUUGGCUGAUACCAUUCUCCGUUGUGCCAUUUGCUGCAAAACAAGGUUGAAUUUGCUCAUGGUCGUUGUGGUUAGCAUCGACAGUCUAAUAACCACUAUCGAGACAAUCACAUCCGUUGACAAUGGUGUCAUGGAUGGUUUGUUCGCUGAGUACCACGACCAUCGCUUUCGAGAAUACGGACAAGCUACCGGACAUGGGACUACUAAUCGGCGGUAUAGGAAUGCCAGCUUUUGCUUCAAGGCCAAAGUGGAAGAGUGUCCCUUGUUAGUGGGUGGUUUCCCUGUCCCAUCUGAAGAAAAGUUCACGUUUGUCAAGCAAGUUUUGCACACCAGGCUCUGUGGUUUGUCGAAUAUCAUCGCUCGGAUCCAGUUUUGCACCCAGAGGAUACUGGCCAUUCCGGCAUCUUCGGGUAAAGUAAGCAUGAUGACGGAGACAGAGCAAAGGUUGCAGUUGAUUUUGACAAAGAUGAAGCCGCCGGCGAGGCGUUGA